Chaetomium fimeti is the source of this 1209-nucleotide messenger RNA. Its product is annotated as class I glutamine amidotransferase-like protein. Gene Ontology annotation, biological process: regulation of DNA-templated transcription. The record is from RefSeq and is a predicted model, not a curated record. NCBI's taxonomy places the organism in Eukaryota, Fungi, Ascomycota, Sordariomycetes, Sordariales, Chaetomiaceae. The transcript has 7 exons. The coding region runs from base 1 to 1209 and encodes 402 amino acids.
AUGACUCUCAAAGCCCUCGUUUUGCGUGCAUGCACGCUCCUACCGCUCCUAGCAGCGACUGCGACUGCAAAGAAGAACGGGUCAACAUCGAUCGGAAUGGUGAGGUCCUUGUCUGGAAUGUCGUUCAAGGAGGACAUCGAAAUCUACAUCAUCAGCCGCGAAAUCGGCCUCGUGAAGUCCAAAGUCAAUCGGGAAGGACUGAAAGGGGCCGCGGCGUUCUCCCCGCAAAUGCUCGCGACUCACAGCUUUGACAACCCACCGCCUUUGGACGUCCUGCUGAUCCCCGGCGGCAUCCUAGCGGAUGAGGACGACCAAGCUUUGAACGCCUUCAUCGCCGAGCAAUACCCCACGCUGGAGUACCUCCUCAGCGUGUGCACGGGUGCCAGGAACCUUGCCGACGCCGGUGUGCUCGAGGGCAAGAGGGCGACAUCCAACAAGGCCGUGUGGGAGACGGUGGUCACGCACGGAAAGAAUGUCACUUGGGUGCCGACCGCGAGGUGGGUAUCCGAUGGGAACAUCUGGACGAGUUCUGGCGUCGCAGCAGGUAUCGAUAUGAUGUACGCUUUCUUCGAGCAUUACUACAGCGACAACAAGGAGGCGGUGCAGAGCAUGAUCAACGGGGUUGAAUACGCGCCCCACGCUGACUCGCACUGGGAUCCCUUCUCGAUUGUACACAAUUUCCGCGCCCAGAUGCAUGGGAACGUGAACUUUUUGACGGAUGCGGCUGAACGAUUCACGGCGCUAGCCAGGCAAUAUACCGAUGUAUGCCAUGAUCUCGAACGCGAGCGGGUUGCCGCGCGCGCUACCCAACAAAGCACGGAGAAGCUAGAGGCCGAGCUGAAGGAGUUGAAGGAAGCAACGAUGAAAAAUGGUGGAUUCGAAUCCGUCGUUGGGGCAGGCGGUUUUCCGACCUACCAUGUUCCCUCCCCGACAACUACAUCCGCACCGCCCGUGAGUUAUGCCGCCCGCGCAGCACCGUCACACCCAGCGGCGGCCGUGCCGGCAUCCAAGCCCCGGUACCGGCCAACUUUCGGCAGUGUCGACAAAAGCAUAAUCUUAAUCAAUGCUUACGGCCACCGCAUUGAUAUGCCGCUCCCUCCUCGGUCCGGCACAGUCGCCGAGAGCUUUAACCGGAAGACCCACAUAGGGGGAAAGCGCAGGAGAGAAGCUGGUGAUGCGGCACAAGCUCCGGGGGGAGAAGUGCCAUGA